Molecule: messenger RNA, 3340 nt
Organism: Anoplophora glabripennis (Asian longhorned beetle)
Lineage: Eukaryota; Metazoa; Arthropoda; Insecta; Coleoptera; Cerambycidae
Gene: cdm
Product: importin-13
Exons: 17
Coding region: 87-2999 (970 amino acids)
Biological process (GO): protein import into nucleus
Cellular component (GO): nuclear membrane; cytoplasm
Molecular function (GO): small GTPase binding
Source: RefSeq, a predicted model, not a curated record
UUUUGUAAAAUGUAGUAAACAAGUGUCAAAUAAUAAAUAUAGAAUUAAGCUGAAAUUUAAGAACUUAAUUUAUUUAGAAACACAAUAUGGAGUAUACUGCAAAUAAUUUAGAAGAAGCUGUGACUUUAUUUUAUAGAACUGAAGCCCAUCAGCAGCAAGCCGAAGCACAUCAAUGGUUAACUGAGGCUCAGAAUUCUCCCCAAGCAUGGAGUUUUGUCUGGGAACUGCUUAGCCCUCAGAGAAGUUCUGAAGUUCAAUUUUUUGCUGCUACUACUUUACACACAAAAUUAAUGAAACACUGGAAUGAAGUUCCCGAAGAUCAUUAUGAACUAUUAAAGAAACGGAUAUUAGAAGCUAUUAUUAAUUAUGCAAUGGGUCCAAAAAUAGUUCUUAAUCGUUUGUGUAUAACAUUAUCAGCCUACAUUAUCCAUACAAUACCAGUGCAUUGGCCAAAUGCAUUUGAAGAACUCGUUUCUAGCUUUCAACCACAACAUCUUCCUAAUGUGGAACCAGAGAGGGUCAUUUGGAUACUUUUAGAAAUAUUAACUGUGAUACCAGAAGAAUUUCAAAGUACCGUUUUAGCAUUAAACCAAAGGAAUAGAGUUCGAGCUGUUCUUCAAGAGGUAUCUAAAGAUAUUUUAAAAGUAGUGGAAAUGUGUUUAAUGCCUCUACCAAAUGCUGGGUUUGACAUGUCCAACUUAACUACAUAUUUGAAUGCUACCAGGUGUGCAGCAGCUUGGAUUCAAUUGGACGGCUUAAAUAUAGAUGAGUGUACAUCAGUAAUUGAUUUAUUGAUUGAUUUGACAUGUUUUGUUUACUGGAACAAAAGUGAUGCUGACGGUUUGUCUGGUGAAGAAAUAGAAUUAUCGGAAGUCACAGUAGAAGCAUUAACAGCUAUUAUACAGCAUCCCCAUACAAAUAAAUAUAAAAAUCAUAUUACCAAAUAUGCAGCUCAAAUCUUAUAUAAAUUUGAUAAAAUUUUAGAUGCUGAAAGAAAUUUGCCAGAGUUAAAUAAGGACGUAGUGGCUAAUUUAUAUGGUUUAAUAAUAACCAUAGCAGAUACCCAUUCGAAAAUUUUCAUUCAUAAUUUAAAAUCGCAAAAUCCAGAGGAACAAAGAAUUAGUUUUGAUCUGUUCAACUCAAUUUUAAAAUGUACUAAUCUGCCUGGAUUGUACCCUGUUGAUGAAUCUAGUAGUACACUUACAUUUGGUUUUUGGUACACGUUGCAAGAUGAUAUAAUAUCAUUAGAAACUGCAGAAUGUGCACAAAUGAUACUCAUGAUAAAACCAUAUUAUCGCGACCUGGUGUGCAUCAUGUUAAGGAAAUCUAUGUUUCCCAACGUGGAUGAUAUUAGAUGGUCUCUGGAUGACAAAGAACUCUUCCGCUGUUACCGACAAGAUAUCGCAGACACAUUUAUGUAUUGUUAUGUGGUACUUAAUCUAGAAAUGUUGGAUAUAUUGAAUACAAAGCUUGUCGAGUCUCUUCAAAAGGAUAGCAGCAAUGGUAUUACACAGCCCAUACAGUGGAACGAGGUUGAAACCGUCUUACAUGCUUUUGGAGCGGUAGCCGAGAGCAUAGAGUAUGAAAAUUUAUAUGUGCCAAAGUUAAUGGUUACUAUAAAAAGCAUACCGUUUAAUGAAUUGCACACAAAGGUCAUGGCUACUGCUUUGGAAACUGUUGGUGCCUACUCUGAAUGGUUCUUAGAUCACCCCGAUAUGUUACAAAAUGUAUUUCCAUUAAUUCUAUCUGCACUGGGUAACCCGGAAGUAUCAACAAGUGCAACGAUGGCCCUUAAAGACAUAUGUCAUAAUUGUCAAAGUUUUUUAAUCCCUUUUGCCGAUCAUAUUUUAAUCACUUCUCAGUCUGCGUUGCAAUGCGGGCUGUUAAAAUUGGCAGAAUGCCGAAGACUGAUGUACAGUAUAGGAAGAGUGUUAAGUAUAUUGCCAGUAAACAGGAUUAUGGGUUACUUAAAUAUGAUUCUGGCUCCGUCAUUUGAUGAUUUACAAAAGCUUGCUCAUGCCGAACCGUCUCCUAGUGUAACAACUUCCUUAGUUACAAGACUGAAAAUUUUAGCUGCCUUGUUUAGUUCUCUUCACGUAGAAACUCAAGAAAAUAUAGAACAACCGAUUUUACUCUUAAUGCAAAACACGAUGCCAUUAUAUCGCAUCAUAGGGGAAAAGUAUUGCAGAAAUCCAGAAGUGAUGGAGGAUCUGAGUAUCGUAUUCAAGUAUUGUGUUACCACUCUAAAAGAAGACUGUAAGCCUCUGAUAAAUGAUAUUCUCCAGUUGAUUGUUACAGUUUAUAGGGAAUGUCCGCAAUCUAAUAUUUUAGUAGUCGCAAAAACGGUUUUAAUAUUGUUUGGCAAGGAAGAACAAUUUAAUGCAAUGAACCAACAACUUCUUCAUGAAAUUGUAAACUCUACUUUGCAAGUUUGUGCACAGUACAAUACAAACAACCAGUUGUCAGAGAAAUCUGAUGUUUUAGAAGGAUUCUUUUCCAUGUUAGGUACCUUAGCCAAGAAGGUUCCCCAAUUAAUUAAUGUUAGUGGAAUAGACACCUGCGCCCUUUUUCAGUGUGCAAUUUUAUGCCUGGCAUUACCAGAAAUUCAAACUCUGAAGGCAGUGUCAAGUUUUUUGGUACAUUUUGUGUCUCAAAGUCGAGAAACGUCCCAAGCUGAUGUUGUACAAACUUAUGGAGAAAGUUUAGUUUUAAGGAUUUUAAUGAAUUUAGGUAGUACUGCUCCACGAGCCUCCGUAGACGUUUUUAGUGAUAUACUUCUUGCGUUAAACAAGAAAUACUGUGAUAAUUUAAGUAGGUGGUUAAACACCCUUUUAGCCCAAGAAGGUUUUCCUUCUCCUAAAAUUGGUACUCAACAAAAGGAAGCCUUUGUAAAAUCAGUGUUAAGAGAGAAAGCAAGCAAGAGAAAACUGGCCGAUUCCGUAUUAGAGUUCACAUUGAUUUGUCGUGGUAUAUUGAAACCCGAGCCAAAUUUGCCAUAGAUUAGUGCCUGCUCAAUAUCUUGCUGCGACGGGACUGGUACGUGAGCGACAAACCUUUGUUGUGAACCAUCGGCAACUUGUUUUACAGAGUCUUCUUCAUCGUCCGACUGAAAAUGUACAUGCAUCAAAGAUAUAUGGAUUUCAUUCAGUGACAACAAGACAUGACCUUUAUCGUACUUCACGUUCCACUUUCAACUAUCCAAAUACCACUAUAAGACUUUUUUGGGACAAUUUUAAAAUUAAAAGCCGUUUAAUAUGUAAAAAAAAAUUGUUGGAAUUAGUCUUGCUUAAGUUAUUAGAAGAUUAAUAUUUUACAUGUUUAUUAAACUCAGAAGUAAUCA